Molecule: messenger RNA, 7352 nt
Organism: Sebastes umbrosus (honeycomb rockfish)
Lineage: Eukaryota; Metazoa; Chordata; Actinopteri; Perciformes; Sebastidae
Product: G1/S-specific cyclin-D2-like
Exons: 5
Coding region: 2306-3199 (297 amino acids)
Biological process (GO): mitotic cell cycle phase transition; regulation of cyclin-dependent protein serine/threonine kinase activity; positive regulation of G1/S transition of mitotic cell cycle
Cellular component (GO): cytoplasm; cyclin-dependent protein kinase holoenzyme complex; nucleus
Molecular function (GO): cyclin-dependent protein serine/threonine kinase regulator activity
Source: RefSeq, a predicted model, not a curated record
UUAUUUUUUAUUUUUAAGCAUCUGCCAUUAAGGAUGAAAUCAUUAGUAUUUUUCUUGUCCAUACUAAAUUCGAAGUUUCAAUAACUUUUUCUGAUUUGGGAGUCAUUUGUUUGUUGAGUGAUCUCAAUCAAGGCAUCGUCACCUUACUCAGGAUGCACUGGGAGAGGAGAUGUGUCACUGGCACAGAUGUGUCGCAAACUUGGUCUCCUCUCCUGAUGUUUAAUGUGUGACUACAUAAUAAACACUAAGUCGUAUAGUCUCUUUUCCGACCGAACAUGAAUUCAUUUAAACUUCAAUCCUACAUGAUGCCACUCAAGACACUCUGGUGUGCGUGUUUAAGAAAGAAGCAGCAGCGACAUCCUUUAAGGGGUGAGACAGAUGGAUGACCACAGCAGUGGAGGGAGGAGAGAGAGAGAGAGAGAGAGAGAGAGAGAGAGAGAGAGAGGAAGGUAUAGAAGAAGUCUGCCCAGUAACAAUCGCACAGCCUCGUUCGAGCGCUGAGGAACUAUUGGCUAUGCAAAUAGACACACAGGGGAGGAGGAAACAACUUAGACUGGAAAAAAAAAAAACUUUAAAGAGACAUUUCCCCCACUUUUCUCACAAGCAUUGCUAUAUAGGCAACAAGCUUCGGAUGGAAAUGAACAGCAUGAGGACUUUACAGUCCCCAGUCUUACCCCUGAUGCACUGAAGUCUCGUUUCAUUCAAGGCUCAGGCUUUGAAGUUGACUAAGAAUAGGAGGGGGAUUAACAUAUUUACCCAUGCAGAUUAUCUUUGUGACUGUAUGUGAGGCUAAAUCAUUUGGCAGUGGGGUUUUUUAAUUAUCUGCUCAAUGACUUACACUCUUCGUUUUCACCUGCUUGUUUUUUUCCAUAGGACGUUAUUUCAGAAGCCUGAAUAAAAAUAAUAAUAAAAACAAAAAAAAGAUUCAUAGCAGGAAUUGUUAAAUUGGUUGAUAAUAUUUGGGCUGAGCAAAAAGCCAAUGACUCUCAUCUUUUGUGUUAUCUUUAACAGAAGAUUAUGCAAAGAGAAAAAAAAAAAAAAAAAAAAGUCAACGCUGCUUCACAUUUCCUAGAAAGCUAUCUCUCUUAAACCGCAAGCAGUUUGUGGCUGCAAAGAAAAUUAAAUAGUUCGUAAGACCAUGUGUGGGUGUGCGUGCGUGCGCGUGUGCAGAGUGAGUGGGUGGGUGGGUGGAUACUGUCCUGUGCGCGUGUCCGUGCGCGCGCACGCGCCGCCGUAUAAGUUAACAUGCAGUGUUUAUGGCCACAUACAUACAUGCGUCAUAUGCUCUGCUGCUGGGGUUCACUGAGUCCAUUUGACAAAGCUGGCUGACAAGUUUAAGAAAGAAAGUAACACGAAUUAAGUUACUUUUAGGAGUUUUUCUUUCUUUCUUUCUUUCUUUCUUUCUUUCUUUCUAUAAGCCAAAGUCAUAUGCAAAAUAUCCUCACGAGGUGUCACUUGCUGCACUUUAACAAGUUGGUUCCUUCAAGGCUUUUCUUAUGCUGAAAAUGUGCCUAAUGCAACACUGAAUAAGACAUUCAAUCAUGUUAAGUGACACUGCUAUUAUUCAGUAAUUAUCAUCACAAGACAGUCACCACAGCACCAACAUAAAGAAGUACAUCUUUAAAAACAGAGAAAAGCAUGUAUUUUACCAGAAUAUGCACCAUGUUCUAAUUAAACAUUCAUCAGUCACAUACUUUAAUAUCCCCAAAAUAUUUUUAAAGAAUUGCUUUAUUUCAGCCAAAAGAAAAACGUCGGUAAAUCUGCUUAAAAGUUGAGUUUAUAUGGAUGUAUCCUGCACCUUUCACUGCAGUGUUGUGCAUCUACUUUUGUGGCAAAGUAUAUAUCAGCUGUAUAGAUGUUUAAAAUGAAAGUUUGCUAAAAAAAAAAGUUGUCGUGCACGCCAGGAUAUAGAAGAAAGAAAGAAAGAAAGAGAGGACAGCAGUGCAGCAUGUUGCUUCUGGUCUAUACAGACUACAGACAGAGGUAAUGAAGUGCAAUUGCGUCAGUGCGCAUGCAGCAGGGCAGGCUCGAGAAUCCGCCUGAUCUGGCCAGGCGGAUGAAAGUAGAGGCGCACUGUGCUGGAGAGAGAGAGGAAAAAGUUCUCAACAAGAAGGAGAGGCAGGACUACUCUUACCGGAGCCCCUGCAGUCUCACUUUUUAUGCCUCUAAAACACUUUCCCUGCCAUCCUUUUUUGCAUUUCUUCGCUCUGCAAACGCCGCUUUUUAACGCAUCCGAGAGACAAAUACUACUUUUUGUUUUUUUUUUAUUUUUGUGACUUUAAGUGAAAGCACCAGCAGCAGCACCAUGGAGCUGCUCUGCCUCGAAAUGGACACCAUCAUACGAGCUCGUCCAGAUCCGAACCUCCUGUGCGAUGACAGAGUCCUGCAGAGCUUGUUGACCAUCGAGGAGAGGUUUCUACCACAAUAUUCCUAUUUCAAAGGCGUCCAGAAAGACAUCCAGCCGUUUAUGAGGAGGAUGGUCGCGACUUGGAUGUUGGAGGUUUGUGAGGAGCAGAAGUGCGAGGAAGAAGUUUUCCCCUUGGCCAUGAACUACUUAGACAGAUUUUUAGCCGUGGUACCCACCAAAAAGUGUAACCUGCAGCUGCUGGGAGCAGUGUGCAUGUUUCUUGCAUCCAAAUUGAAAGAGACUCGUCCAUUAACCGCAGAGAAGCUUUGCAUCUACACAGAUAACUCCAUCAGACCACAAGAGCUGCUGGAAUGGGAACUGGUGGUGUUGGGGAAAUUGAAGUGGAACUUGGCAGCAGUAACGCCAAACGACUUCAUUGAGCACAUUGUGAGGAGGCUGCCGCUGCCCGAGGAUAAGCUGGCACUUAUACGCAAACAUGUCCAGACCUUCAUUGCCCUAUGUGCCACAGAUUUCAGAUUCGCCAUGUACCCUCCCUCCAUGAUUGCCACAGGAAGUGUGGGGGCAGCGAUCUGCGGCCUACAGCUGGAUUCAGCUGACCAGUCACAGUGGGGUGACAGUCUGACAGACCUGCUGGCCAAAAUCACAAACACAGAAGUGGAUGUUCUCAAAGAGUGCCAGGAGCAGAUUGAGCGCGUGUUGGUGAGCAGCCUGCGCGAGGGGCGGCAGCAGCAGCAGCAGCAGCAGCAGACACAGAGAGGCCCCAGCGGGAAAGGCCUGGACGAGCUGGACCAAUCCUCCACCCCAACAGACGUCCGCGAUGUCAACUUGUGAACCGUCAGAGGGCAUCAUUGCACAGGAUUUACAAAACAAAAAAAAAGCAUCAUGAAAAAAACCUCAAUUUUCUUAAAAGCAGAAAAAAAGAACAAAAGAACAAAAAAUGUUAAAAACACAAGCCCUUUAAAAGAAAAAGAACAAUGCUUGCUAGUUUUUUUUUUUGUAGAAUUUCUGUUCUUCAAGUCAAAAACACCUGCCCACGAAAUAGAUUUUCAAUGAUGUUCUAGUACUAAAAGCAGCAAAUUUGAUACCAGAUGAAGCUCUGUGGUGCCUUGGAUAUACAGAAGGGAAGCCAAUCAUAUUUGCAUUCUGCCUUUUGAUUGUAUAGUAUGAUCUUUAAGUUAUAUUUUAAGCAUAGCUUGAUAAUGAGGCUGUUAUGGUAGAAGUUGUGGAAACCAUUCAGAAAUUACAUGGGAUCACGGUGGGGCUUAAGUUUUUUUUCUCUGUUUUGUUAUACAUGAGUAUUAUCACUAUUACAUUCGUGGCUGGUGUAAGAGAGGACGCGAGCUCUUUGACCAUCAGAAAGUCCACAUGGGACAGACAGAGAGAGAGACAGCCGUGAGAACAUUAUGCUAAAAGUUGGCGGGUCCCAAUUCCAUGGAAGAGACGGGAUGAUAAUAAUUAUUAGUAGUAUUAGUUAUUAUUAUUAUUAAUAUUAUUAUUAUUGGAGAUAUUUUGGAACUGAGUAGUAGAGAUCAAUAAGCUCCUUUUGUCAGGCUGCUUGUGUGUGUCAGUGUGUGGGUGCAGUGUGCAAGCGUGUGUGUUUGUAUGCGAGUAUGCCAGUUUGCGUGCAUGCCUGUUUGUGUGUGUGUGUGUGUGUGUGUGGUGUGAAUGCUACAUGUGAUCCUGUAUCUAUAUUAGCGGUGUGCAUUCUAUGGCGUGAGGCACUUGAGCAAAGUCAAGUUGUAGACUUACGGUUCUAUGUUAAAAGACGAUGGAGCGAGAGGAAGCUACACAUACUUUGUCCAUCAGUAUAACAGGGCAUCUACGCUAUAUCACUGCCUUCAUGCAUUAACAAUGUAUCAUGGUUCAUUGUUGGCCAACAAUAAACUCGUGUGCAUGCACUAUGAGUGAGACAGAAAAGCGAAGGAGGAUAUGGGCGGAGGGACUUUCACUAAGAGCCCCUUAUCUUUCCAAGAGGAUUUUUCCUGAGGUGUUACACCUCAGACUCAGAGGUCACGUGAGGUGUUUGUUUAUUACUGCCAUUCUGUUAAUGAUACAGAUACGUUCGUUUUCACGUUGUUACGAUAUGGUGUUUCCUUAGUUGUGAAAGGCUGCUUUGAGUCUGGAUGGAGUAGUAAUGACCUCCCACGUGUGCAAGCAUGCAUGGCACAUGUUGAAAACAGGCGAGGAUGAUGUCUUGAAGAAAGUGAGGCUAUGCUUUUUAAAGUCUGGAGGACGUUAGACUCCUCGGUGUUAAUUAGCUGGGAGGGAACAGGGUGUGGCGUGGAAAGAAUUAGAAAGAGAGGCAACUAAGAAGUCACUGUGGAACUGUGGAAGGCGCAAGAGUGCACAGCACAGGAUGGUAGGACAGAGAGGACUUUAGUGGUGCAGGAGCAUGCUGCUGUGUGGAGGAUUUACAGCCACUGGCUGGAAGAUGAUAAUGAACAAAAAGAUGCCCAAAGGCCUAUCUGCGUAUUCGGAUGGAAUCAACAUACAUUUUCUCAUAAUGGAUGUCUACAAUGACACAGCUAAGUGAACAAAACGUUCUGGGUUUCCAUUUGCUUGGAAAUUAAAUGAGGAACUAAGACUGUACGCUGCCAGAUUGUGUGAGGAUGAACUUUCGUUGGGGGGGAGGGGAUGGGGUGGGUUAGAGGAGUACAGGAUGAUAAUAUACUGUCAAUGCAUCUGGAGUCCCACAUAGGGUUGUUUUCAGCUCCCCUAUAUGAUUUCAAUGGCAAAGCACUUUGAGAACAUGCUCCCCAGGAGAUAAGUAAAAUGAAAUGCGUUGGGUGGUGAUUGGAGGUGAAUGGAUGUUUUCUUUUUUUCCUUGUUAGCCUUUUCUUUGGUUUACUUUGUAGGGCUGGUUUCCCAAUCGUCAGACAUACCCUUGUCAAGCAAGAGUCAAAUUAAAAAAGGCUUUCCACAACUUGCAACGAGAGGACAUUCCGAUUUAAAAAAAAAAAAACAACAACAAAAAAAAACAUUCCUAUUGAAGCAAAGUGCAAGUUGAUGGGGAGUCUGACCAUUUCAGAAAAAUUUGAACAAAUAGAAAAAUGCCAAUAUGAAUUGGAGAAUGCCUACACACAGAGUUCACUGAUCCAUGGGUUCUGUUUGAUUUUAUUUUAGAGCAAUGGAAUAUUUGUUUUUACUUGAAUUUUUCUUCAUAUUUAUCUGCAUCACAGCCACAGAUAGUCACACAGGGCAGCGAUGAGCUACAAGAGAGGGUGGUCGUAACAUCCAAUAUUUGCACAUGUUCUUCAGAGGGCAAUGAGGUUUGCAUUUUCAAGACAGAGCACAGCCUUUGUUCGAAACCACCUGAACUGAUGUGCGUUGGUCAGUUUUCUAUGGUGCUGGCUUGUGUAGAUCAGGCCGAUUGUCUGUCAGUGAACACAUCUGUCCCCUGUGAGCUUUGCUGCUUAAAAUCAUUGGCAAGGGGGUUCAUCAGCCAAACAGACAUCAGCACAAAACAAGAGACGGAUGAUUUUUUUUGUUUGGUUUUGUUUUAAUGGGACACAUGGCUUUGCCACAGCAAGGUGUCUUUGACUUAAUGCUUGAGUUUUUUCAUGACGGUAUGUAACUUUGCUGAGUGUAUGUUUGUCAGACUGAAGAAAAAUGUGGGGAUCUAAUGUUUAAGAGAUGUUUUUCAGUAAAACUGGGCAAUGUAAUGACAUAUAUUUGCCAAAACAUCCCCGUUUGAAUAUUUGAUAUGACCUCUUCAUUUUGCCUCUGUUUGCCUGAUGUAAGCUCUCUCCCAAACUUAAUGGUUGUGAUUUUCUUUCCUGCAAUUUAUUGUUGCAUGUGUUAUAUAUUGAGACCACCUUUUCAAUUUGUGUUUUGAUAUAUUUUAUGGGGUGACCAGGCCCGCAAAAGGGUUUUUCUAAGAUUUAGAGAUACUGUAUUCCAAAGUGAAGAGAGGACAGAGGAGGAGGUGUGAAGACAUCAAGAAAAAAGUGUCAAUAUUUUUAUUGAGUUAUUGUUGUCUUUUUGCGCUGCUAAAAGCUAUGAAUUUGUUUCAUUUAUACAAAAAAAAAAUAACAUUACCUAGUUGUGAUGUGUCACUUGAGUGUGCUGCUAUUUUAUAAACAUUUGUAUUAUAAUAUAAUUAUUUUACUGCUUAAGAGAUACAUUCAGAAAAACGAAGUAGAUGGUGAUAGAAGAACAUGAAAUGAGUAUUCGACUGGAAAUGUUCUUUGUACAGUUUGACAGUUUGCUUAGAUAGCAUGUCUCCUUUCCCCCUUUUUUAUCUAUUUUGCUCUCCUUCUUCAGUCACAUUCUGCAUCAGUGGUAUUUCCUAUACCUCAGGAUUACUGGACAAAAUACAACAUAAACAAAUCCAUAACCUAUACCUCUGCAGUUAGAUAGCCUGGAACGGAGGAGAAAGAGUACAAUGGGGGUGGGGGAAGCAAUGAUAAAUUAGCAUUUUCAUUUGUGGAUGAUUCUCACUGUUUUAGUGGGGGAAACAACUUGCUCAGUGAGAUGGGAAACAGGAAAUAUGCAAAGUUUCCACUUGGACGUAACCUAUAUUGGAGGAGGGACACAACAACAUUGCGACAUUUCUUUGGGGGUGUUUAUUCCGUAGAUUGUUCAAGCAUGUUCAUUUCUGUUCAUGUUGGUGCUACAUCUGCCUUGUUGUGUGCGAGAGAGGGAAAACAGCAUUCCUAGGAUGGCCAAAGUACAGUUCUUGCUUUAUACAACCACAAUCACUCUGAAUGUCAGUCCAUAUGGAUUCUGUAUAUGAGAAAGAUAUGUCUUGGUCUGAAAUAUUGUGUAUCCGCACCAUUGUAACUGCCACAUAAUAAUGGGUUGAACUACACCUGUCAUGUCCAACCAUAAAUAUUGUGAUAUCUGGAAGUUUCAAUGGUGCAGAUUUCCCUUUGGGUUGCCCCGCCUCCACUAUAACUCAUAUCAUGUACCUCAAAUGUCUGUUGCACAACCUCUGUUCAAUAAACUUCUGCUUUAAAGGGUGUGACACCACAUCAGCUCACUA